Molecule: messenger RNA, 3799 nt
Organism: Falco peregrinus (peregrine falcon)
Lineage: Eukaryota; Metazoa; Chordata; Aves; Falconiformes; Falconidae
Gene: CHRNA4
Product: cholinergic receptor nicotinic alpha 4 subunit
Exons: 6
Coding region: 471-2333 (620 amino acids)
Biological process (GO): monoatomic ion transmembrane transport; chemical synaptic transmission; nervous system process
Cellular component (GO): synapse; postsynaptic membrane; neuron projection
Molecular function (GO): acetylcholine-gated monoatomic cation-selective channel activity; transmembrane signaling receptor activity
Source: RefSeq, a predicted model, not a curated record
CGUGGGCAUCGGUGGCCCAUCAGCAGCAAAAGCUGAGCAAAGGCUGCCCAAAGGGCUGGGGGAAGGGUGAAAACAGCAGCAGCAGCAGCAGCAGCAGCAGCAACAAAUAAACCCAGCAGCCAAACCGCCCCGUAGGAAAGGGGAGAGGAGCAAGCAGGAGAGCCCAGGGAGCCUGUGCAUUUUGUGUCUUUACAGGAGCUUUCUGCAGCCCUUACGCAUCUCUUGCCAGUGUAUGUGCAUCAGUGUCCCGGGGAAGAGCAUCCUUUUAGGAGGAAGAGCUGGAAAUCAGUCAGAAGAGAAAAGAAAAAACAAACAAACUCCCCACCAGCUAUUACCCCUUCCCAGAGGAAGGUGAGAGGGAGAGAGAGAAAGGAAUUUAAGGGAAUGAAGCUGGAGGAUCCAGAGGCUCAGAGAGGAAAAGUUGCCCUGACGGGAGACUCUGCGUACUAGAGCCUGAGCUCUGCUCCACAAUGGGAAUUCUCGUGUCUAAAGGAAACCUCCUCCUCCUGCUGUGUGCCAGCAUCUUCCCUGCCUUCGGUCAUGUGGAAACACGAGCCCACGCGGAAGAGCGUCUCCUGAAGAAACUCUUCUCUGGUUAUAACAAGUGGUCCCGUCCCGUCGCCAACAUUUCAGAUGUCGUACUCGUCCGCUUCGGCUUGUCCAUUGCCCAGCUCAUCGAUGUUGAUGAGAAAAAUCAAAUGAUGACCACGAACGUGUGGGUGAAACAGGAGUGGCAUGACUACAAACUACGCUGGGACCCCCAAGAGUAUGAAAAUGUCACAUCCAUCCGCAUCCCCUCGGAGCUCAUCUGGAGGCCAGAUAUUGUCCUCUACAACAAUGCUGACGGUGACUUUGCAGUUACCCACCUGACCAAGGCUCACCUCUUCUAUGAUGGGAGAAUUAAAUGGAUGCCACCUGCAAUCUAUAAAAGCUCCUGCAGCAUCGAUGUUACCUUCUUCCCCUUUGACCAACAAAACUGCACAAUGAAGUUUGGCUCCUGGACCUAUGAUAAAGCCAAGAUAGACUUGGUGAGCAUGCACAGUCAUGUGGACCAGCUGGACUACUGGGAGAGCGGGGAAUGGGUCAUCAUCAAUGCUGUGGGCAAUUACAACAGCAAGAAAUAUGAAUGCUGCACAGAGAUCUACCCCGAUAUAACUUACUCCUUCAUUAUCCGGAGGCUGCCACUGUUCUACACAAUCAAUCUGAUCAUCCCUUGCCUGCUGAUCUCCUGCCUGACUGUCCUGGUCUUCUACCUGCCCUCUGAGUGUGGAGAGAAGAUAACCUUGUGCAUCUCCGUGCUGCUGUCCCUCACUGUGUUCCUGCUGCUCAUCACAGAGAUCAUCCCAUCUACCUCCUUGGUCAUCCCUCUGAUUGGAGAGUAUCUUCUCUUCACCAUGAUAUUUGUUACCUUGUCUAUCAUUAUCACUGUCUUUGUCCUCAAUGUGCACCAUCGUUCUCCACGUACCCACACGAUGCCUGACUGGGUGAGAAGGAUCUUCCUUGACAUAGUCCCACGCCUCCUCUUCAUGAAACGUCCCUCCACAGUGAAAGACAAUUGCAAGAAGCUCAUUGAAUCCAUGCACAAAGUAACCAAUACGCCAAGGCUUUGGUCCGAGAUUGAUGUGGAACCCAACUUCGCUACCUCAUCUUCCUCCAGCCCCCAGAGUAAUGAGCCAUCACCCACGUCUUCCUUCUGUGCCCACCUCGAGGAGCCAGCCAAGCCUCAGCCUAUCUGCAAGUCCCCUUCUGGGCAGUACUCUGUGCUGCACCCAGAGCCCGUGCAGGUGACCUGCUCCUCUCCACAAGCCUCAUGCCGCCCUCUGGGUGACACCCAGACCACCUCCAUCUUGAAAGGCAGAUCACUAAGUGUGCAGCAGAUGUACAGCCCCAAUAAGGCAGAGGAAGGGAGCAUCCGCUGUAGGUCCCGGAGCAUCCAGUAUUGCUACCUGCAAGAGGACUCUUCCCAGACCAACGGCCAAUCCACUGGUUCUCCAGCAUCCCAGCGGUACCACCUAAAUGAAGAGCAGCCCCAGCACAAGCCCCCUCAGUGCAAGUGUAAAUGCAAAAAGAAUGAGGCAGCUGGCACACCAGCCCAAGGAAGCAAGACUCACAGCGCCAAAGAGCAACACCUUGUGUUGAUGUCCCCAGCCCUGAAGUUGGCAGUGGAAGGGGUUCAUUACAUCGCAGACCACCUGCGAGCAGAAGACGCGGAUUUCUCACUAUUUACAGCACCAAACAUCAAAAGCAGAAGAAAAGGAGCAGUUUUGAGGGCUCUGACCAGACUUGCUGCCAGCUCAGCCUGCGAGCAAAGGCACCAGCAAAACACCCAGUGAUGAGCAGGGAAGGGUUGCCCCCCAGACCACCAAGCACCGGGCUCCCCGGGAAGAGCCUGCAAACCUGUCCACAGUUUUCUGCUCUUUCCCAGCAGUUGUGGCUGGCACGUUAGGCAGAGGUUGGCUUUUCAGGUUUGGGGAAAUAAUUGCUGAUGCCACUUUGAGGCUGUACUGUUUUCUUUUUCUGGAUCCAAGUAAUGUUAAGUGGGAAAGCAUUUUUUCUCCAGGUGGAAAUGACAAAGAAGAAGGAAACGUGACCUUCUGGAAUUGAAAUUUACUGCAAAGAGCAGAACUGAUCUAAUAAAAUGAGCAUUUAUUGUGGAAAAAAUCAGUACUCAGGAAUUUGCUUUCAUCUCAAAAUCAAAUUGUGGCAUUUCUUCAUGGAAGUCUUCAAGAAAUCUAUCAGCAGGCACCUCUGAUGCAGCUGCAGCCCCUGAGACACAGCUCGCUCUCUCUCGGGUAAUAUUUCCAGACACAUGCACCUUCCCAGAAUGAGAACAGAGCUUCUUUUGAAGUUCCUGUCUUUUUUUCUAAAGCUCCAUUGCCACAGGGGCAGUGCUUCUAAAUUAAAAGUAAAUAGCUCGUUUAAUUAAGUGCUUCAGCAAAGAGAAAAUGGGAAAUGCAAGAGGCAGUUGUUUGUUACAAAAAGACGUCUGCAAACAAUACAAGCACAAUGGUACACUGGGGAAAACGCAAGACCGAGUUGUCCCAGCAUAUGAUAGAAAUGCCAUUAGAAAUUAAUUACAGACUGAGAAGUAAAACAAGUCGCAUGUCACACACGAGCCAAAAUAACGAGAAACCAGUAGCACCGUCUGGAAAGCCUUGUUGUCCUUACGCUGUGUGCAUCUCUAGACUACUCUGAUAAGACUUUGAAGACAGUUUAAAAAUAAAAUGGGAGAGAAUGUAACUGAGGGGGGGGAAACACAGGAUAAUCUCACCGGUUUAUUUUUAACAAAGUACAAUAAAACCACCCGGGAAUGCUCUAAUCUGUGUUGCCAGCUCUGGGUCCUGGGGAUCAGAUGUCACCAAGGCACUCAACCCUCCACGCAAAUCCCGGGGCAGGAUGCCCUGUUCCUGCUCCUCAGACCUGCAAGGAGCUAGACCAGGGAAGAGCUGCAGAUUCCCUCACUUUUCAGGAAUUUGCGGGUGGGGGAGUCUGCUGGUUCCUGCCCGUGAUCCUUUCCUGAAAACAGUUUUGAGCGAGCUUCUUAAAAACUAAUCAAAAUACAGCUCAGGAGUUGGGUUGGCAGAUGUUGACAGCUGCAUAGAUAUUGUCAGAGAGACCUCUGCAGAUCAUGCUCCACGUCAGGAGCUGGACCACAGGGAAAUGCUACAGCGCUGUCAGGAAACAAAACAAAACAAAAAACCCAGAUAAUUUUCUUUUCCUUCUCCUCCUUUUUUCUUUUCAUUGUCUCUCCAUAAUUUCCAAUUUCACCCUUCUGUGCUCUUGAUCUAAAGCUGGAUAU